CAAAAGGAGGAGGAUACAAUUUGUGCAACAAGUGAAUGGAAAGGAAAGUUUCAAUCAAUGAGUUGGAUGAGAGAGAUUUCAUCUGUGCGAGGAUACGUAGUGCAGUUGCUCGAAACGUUUCAAUAGUUUAGAUUUUUAUAGUGAUAAGGUAGUAACCACAUCGAAAAACAGUUGUCUCUCCCUCCAAAUAAGUCACGCCUUUCAGUUUGUUUUCAAGAGACUUGAAGUACAUCGUUGAUUGAGCGCCGCGAUGCCGACGCCGCUGGCGGAGCGGACGGCGACGCCGUGACGCGGACGCCGGCAUGGAGCGCCGCCAUGGAGACGCCCGCCGCCGCCCCCGCCCCCCUCCCGCCAGCCGUCGCCCCCGGCUGUGACUGCUCCAACAUCUCCAUCAUGCAGCUCUUUCACGAGCUCAAGCAGAAGUUCCCCGCCGUGCCCGACAGAGUCGUCAGUCAGUGCAUCCGACAGAACGUGCAUGACAAGGCGGCGUGCGAGGCGAUCCUGCGCGUCGAGAACAGCGCCUACCUGCUGCACACGAGCUACCCGGCGUCGCUGAAGAUGUCGGCCGCGGGCGCGGCGCAGGCGCCCGCCCCCGGCUCACCCUGCUGCUGCGGCCGCCCCCAGUCCGCCUCCGCCGCCGGCACGUCGCCGCCUGGUCAGCAGCAGCAGCUGCCUCCGCAGAGGCCUUCGUCGCUGCCGCUGCGACGCCCGCUCUCGGUGCCCGAGCCGCCACCUCCUCCGCCCCCGCCGCCACCGGGCGGAGGCAGCCGUCCGCGGCCUGCGCUCUCCGCCCCCGAAGAGCCGCCGGGCCCUUUCCCGCCGCCGCCUCCGGCGCCUCCUCUCAGCUCUCCGGAGGGCGGCGGCACGUCCUACUCGCUGAGCGUCAACUGCAGCGUGGAGCGCGUGCUGGACUCGCGCGUGCGCACCUCCUUGCGGCUGGAGCCCACGCCGCACUACGCGCCGCCGUUCGCGCCGUCGCAGUCGCAGCCGCAGCAGGCGCGCUCCGUCACCUCCGUCAACCUGACGCUGCGCUCGCCGCGCACAGACGGCCCGCAGCCGCCCGUCGACGUGACGUCGUCGGCCGCGACGCGCGGCCGCCAGCAGCUCAGCUACUCGACGGCCAGCUGGGACCCGGCGCAGGGCUUCCAGUCGCAGCUGCGCAUCUGCAUCGGGCCCGGCGGCGCCGGCUCGGUGCAGGCGGCGCGCACGCGGCCCGCCCCUGCGCCCGCGGCGCCGCCUCCCGCCCCUGCGCCCGUUCGCGUGCCCUCGGCGGCGCCGCCCCCUGCCGCCGCGCCGCCCUCGCCGCCCCCGUCGCCGCCUCUCGCCCCAGACACGCCGACGGACGAGGAGCUGCUACGGGCGCAGGUGCGCUCCCUCGGCGGCGACCACCUGCGACCCUACACGCAAGGCCACUUGCUGACUGCGCUGCCCAACUUGGUGCCAUCCAGCUCCGCUGCGUCCACUCAGCAGCGACCAUACUCAAGGUCCCUCUCUGAGCGACUCCGAGAACCUGCUGAGCGCUGCAGCUUGUCCCAGCAAUGCCCCUGGCUCGACUUAGAGCUGCUGGCGCGCCAGCUGGACCGGAAGAACCGGCUGGAGCGCGCGCUGCGCCGCGAGCAGGAGAAGCUGCGCCGCAUGCAAGAGGAGAAGCGCGCCAUGGAGGCCGACCUGGCUCGGCGGCGCGCGCACCAGCCCUGCCUCUGCCCUGUCUCCUCCGUCCUUCAGAAGGUGCAAAGGUUGCGGGAUGAGAUUCAUCAGUUGCAAGAAGAAUGCAAGAAAAUGAGCCAGGAGGUUGAUCUUAGUGUUGAUGCCAGAGUUCCUCUGGGUGAAACAGAUGAGGAAUUCUACAAAAACAUCUAUACAGGCCAACGUGGUGUGGUAAUGCCUCCAGAGGAAAUGCCAUUCUCUCCUGAUAGCAGAUCACGGCAGUUUCGGCAUGAUCAUGCACAUCCUACAGCCACGCAUCAAGCCCCAUCCCCCACGGCGCCAGCUGGGGAGUCAACCACUGACGGACCCAGUUGGAUGUGUUCAGAGUGUACAUUCCGCAACCACCCUUUGCUGGACAAGUGCGAGCAGUGUGAAAUGCCGCGCAUCCUGCUAGGUGGGGAAACGCAAGAUAUUCAUAUCCACGUGACUCAUCAUCACAAUUUUCCUAUAAGAAGUGUCACAAAGUCCGCCAUCUUUGGCACUCCUGCCAUGUCUCCUUCAUCGACACAGCAUCACCAUGGAAAUCCCAGCCACGCGGCCGGAUCACACGCUGGGGCUACACCUGAUGCUCAGCUAACGUUCGGCACCACGUGGUUGCUACCAGGCCGCGGCCCACCGAGAGGCCCCCGCGCAGCGACGCCAACUCCGAACUUAGAAUAUUUGAGGGCGCCACAAUUUUGGUGCAUGUAAUUCGGAUUGUGUUAAUUGGAAACUACACUCCUGCUGAUGCUCAU
This is a messenger RNA of Schistocerca piceifrons (Central American locust), 2441 nucleotides long. It is a transcript of the gene Tab2, whose product is annotated as TGF-beta-activated kinase 1 and MAP3K7-binding protein 3. Gene Ontology annotation, molecular function: ubiquitin binding. NCBI's taxonomy places the organism in Eukaryota, Metazoa, Arthropoda, Insecta, Orthoptera, Acrididae. The coding region runs from base 316 to 2397 and encodes 693 amino acids. The transcript has 11 exons. The record is from RefSeq and is a predicted model, not a curated record.